Messenger RNA from Adineta ricciae, 972 nucleotides. The record is from the annotation of a GenBank genome assembly. Lineage: Eukaryota; Metazoa; Rotifera; Eurotatoria; Adinetida; Adinetidae.
AUGAACAACAAUCCUGCUAAAGAAUCAUUUGGUAAUAAAGAUUCACUCAAUGACAGUAAACAAGACGACCCACCAAUGGCAGCUGCUUCUCACGAGAAGACCAUCAUCGACAUAACAUCUAGUCCAACAAGCUCAGAUGUGAUGUCUAACGAUAAAAUCUCAAAUGACAAUGGUCGCCGUAACAAUAUGGACGAUGUUCAUGCAACACCACCAACGAUAAAUAUGCAAGCACGUUCUUCUUAUCGAGUGGAUACUAUUACUGAUAUGGAUGCUCCUUUUGUGGAUAUGACAGAUAGUAUGGACCAGAAUUAUUAUCAACUAUUAGAAGAGUUCGAAGCGGAAUCGAAUGCUUGUUAUGCAAAUGAGUAUAAAGAGAAAGAAUGCAGUUCUAUGGUUGUCCAUAAUGAUACCGCCCUGGAACAACAAUGCGGCAGUUUCCAUAAGGUUUCUGAUGAACAACUCGAUAAAGAAACUGAACAACAACUAUGCCGAUUAAUUGUCAGUCAACGGCCAGUGAAUGAUGAAUCGGCUGAGCAUAUUUUCAAACAAUUGAAUUUUACACCAUUGAGUACGAUAAAUAUGAUAGCAGAUGUUUCUCCAAAUGGCAAUUCUGUUAUCAUCGAUAACACGAGUGUGGAUCUUGUCCCACGAUCACUUUCGCUUAGGUCAUCACCAUCAUCAUUAUCAACAGCAGCAGCAGCAACAGGAACACAACGUCCAUAUCCACCAAUAAAUCAAACAGGCCUUGUCGACGAUCAUGAUCGUCCCUUUGCUGAUUACGGCCAUCUCGAUCGGCAAACUAUUGCACAAGAAUUUCAUUUUAACUUCCGAUCACCAUCACCAACCAUCGAUAGACAAAAACCAUUUCGGUUGCAUACAAGAUCUCUUGCUAUUACAUCAUGGACAAACGUUUCAAAAGAACUUGUUAUGGAUGAAAUCAAAGAUGAAUUUGAUNUGAUUUGGACAUGUUGA